This is a messenger RNA of Trifolium pratense (red clover), 604 nucleotides long. Its product is annotated as blue copper protein 1a. The record is from RefSeq and is a predicted model, not a curated record. The transcript has 2 exons. Gene Ontology annotation, molecular function: electron transfer activity. Gene Ontology annotation, cellular component: plasma membrane. NCBI's taxonomy places the organism in Eukaryota, Viridiplantae, Streptophyta, Magnoliopsida, Fabales, Fabaceae. The coding region runs from base 120 to 602 and encodes 160 amino acids.
AUUCCUUUGAUUAAUUGAGAUUCUAUUCUAGGAAUUUUUUGCAACACUCAAUUUUUAGAUUUAAUUUCCAGACGUAAGAGAGAAAUAGGAAUUAAGGGAUAGAUAUAUAAACUCAUCAAAUGGCUUCUUCUCGUGUAGUCUUCAUAGCAAUUUCCAUGGUUUUGCUAUCCUCAGUUGCAUUGGCAGCUGAUCAUAUUGUGGGUGAAGAUAAGGGCUGGACUGUUGAUGUCAAUUACACUCAAUGGGCUCAGGAGAUGGUUUUUCGUGUUGGCGACAACCUUGUUUUCAACUAUGACCCUUCAAGACACAAUGUUUUCAAAGUGAACGGAACACUUUUUCAGAGCUGCACUUUUCCUCCAGCAAACGAAGCACUUUCCACCGGAAAAGAUAUCAUUCAAUUAAAAACAGAAGGAAGAAAGUGGUAUGUUUGUGGUAUAGCUGAUCAUUGUUCUACUCGUCAAAUGAAGUUUGUCAUCACUGUUCUACCAGAAGCUGCACCUGCUCCUUCUCCUCCACCUUCUUCGGUGGCUCACUCUGUUGUAUCAUCUGUGUUUGGUGUCGUCAUGGCAACCAUGGUUGCAAUUGGAGUCAUCUUUGCAUGAGA